Messenger RNA from Aspergillus nidulans FGSC A4, 1119 nucleotides. RefSeq lists its product as uncharacterized. The record is from RefSeq and is a predicted model, not a curated record. The transcript has a single exon. NCBI's taxonomy places the organism in Eukaryota, Fungi, Ascomycota, Eurotiomycetes, Eurotiales, Aspergillaceae. Bases 1 to 1119 code for a protein of 372 amino acids. Gene Ontology annotation, molecular function: nucleic acid binding.
AUGCUGUCAAAAGGUCUCAGGAUCUUCUCAAAGCGCAAAUAUAAGCAAGGAAACUUCAAGCAGUGCCUACAGGAUAGGAAUUGCGAAUGGAUAACUACAAUUGCCUGCAUCUGUGCUGAUGGGACCUUGCUAUCCCCAGUGCUUAUUUACCAGGCAGCUAGCAGUGAUAUACAAGAUACCUGGCUACAGGAUUUUGAUCCUCAACACCACAAGACCUUUUUUGCCUCCUCUCCAAGUGGUUGGACAAAUGACAAGCUUGGAUAUGCCUGGUUGACUGGAGUUUUUGACCGGGAGACAAAGGAUAAAGUACAGAGGCAAUGGAGGCUCUUAUUCCUUGAUGGCCAUGGAUCUUACCUUACCAUGAAGUUCUUCAAUUACUGCGAUGACAAUAAGAUCCUUUUAGCAAUAUAUCCUCUACAUUCAACGCAUUCACUGCAGCCGCUUGAUGUUGGGAUCUUCAGCCUGCUUUCCCACGCCUACAGCAGCGAACUGGAGGCAUAUCUGUAUAUAUCCAUGGGACUAAGUCAUAUUAUAAAACGGGACUUCUUUCGCCUCUUCUUCCCGGCCUGGGUAAAGGCCUUAUCAAGCAAAAAUAUUAUAUCUUCUUGGAGAAUAGUUGGAAUACAUCCCUUCAACCCUGAAAUUGUUCUGGCGAGAUUUAGCAGAGAACUGCAGUCAAGGCCAUCAACAAGUGAGUCCUCGCGCUCUAUAUUAGGUGCAGAAGACUGGCGGAAGAUCAAGAAGCUCCUCCAUGAUGUUGUUGAGGAUGUAUACAGUGAAAAUACCAGGAAGCUUAGUUUGGCCAUGCAUAACCUCUCUACAGAGAAUAUUCUUCUAAAGCUUCAAUGCGAGGGCCUCCAGAUAGCCCUCCAGAAUGAGAAGAAGAAGUGUCAGCGUGGAAAGCCUUUACAAUUUCAAUUAAAAGCUUUAGAUGAUGGUGGUGCAGUUUUUUACUCCCCUCAAAAAAUUCAGCAGGCGCGAGACCUUCAGCUUGGAAAGGAAAGAGCUGCUGAACAGCUAAAGGCCUCUAAAGAGGAGCAAAAGGUCCGCCGGCAGCAAGAGAAAGAGGCAAAGCAGCACCUGAUUAAGGAUCGCAGGAAAAUCUGGGCAUCUCAGUGA